Messenger RNA from Ostreococcus tauri, 762 nucleotides. RefSeq names its product SF-assemblin. The record is from RefSeq and is a predicted model, not a curated record. Bases 1 to 762 code for a protein of 253 amino acids. NCBI's taxonomy places the organism in Eukaryota, Viridiplantae, Chlorophyta, Mamiellophyceae, Mamiellales, Bathycoccaceae. The transcript has a single exon. Gene Ontology annotation, molecular function: structural constituent of cytoskeleton.
AUGUCGACGAAGACGCAAUCGAGCGCGUCGACGAAGCUCGCCAAGCUUAAUGAGAGAUUCUCAAAUUUCUAUCGAGACCUCGAGGCAGAGAAGACGCACCGCCGCGCCGUGGAGCACGAUCGCAUGCACGGCAUCGAGGAACGUCUCGACGUCCUCGAGCGCGAGUUUAAGUCGCACGCGGAGCGCCAGAGAGGCGCGGCGAGAGAGGCGACGAGUAAAAUCGAGGAACGGGUGAAAGAUUUGGAAGCGCGGUUGACGCAACGCGCGGCGGCGACGGAGGAGCGAUUGUCGCAGAGCGUGAGCGCGUUGACGAAAGCGAUAGAGAGCGUGCAUGAGGCGUUGACGGCGGAGGUUGCGAAUCGAAAGGACGACAUGGAGGUGCAGGGAACGAACUUGGGGAGGCGGGCGGAGGAUUUGGGGAGCGCUCUGGACGAGGAGCGGUUGGCGAGACUCGAGCGCGAGGCUGAGCUCAUCGCGCGCGUUGGAAGCGAAAUGAAUGAGGUUAGGAUGCGCGUCGAGGCAGAGAAGAACACGAGAGAGAGCGCGAUUGGGAAACUGGCGGCGUCGGUGGAGGACGUGCGGCACCUAUCGUCCGUCGGUGAGGGCGACUUCCACGCCGUGGUCCUGGAGGAGUUGAGUGCUCUGAAGACGCAGCUCAAGCAAGAGCGCGCCGAGCGCAUGGAAGAGGACGAGCUCAUCGUUCAAGCCGUCGGAGAGUACUCCAAGAGCAUUCAAAACGGCCUGCGAAUCGCGAAUGCUUGA